Messenger RNA from Chenopodium quinoa (quinoa), 1325 nucleotides. RefSeq names its product B3 domain-containing protein REM9-like. Gene Ontology annotation, molecular function: DNA binding. NCBI's taxonomy places the organism in Eukaryota, Viridiplantae, Streptophyta, Magnoliopsida, Caryophyllales, Amaranthaceae. The transcript is spliced from 3 exons. Bases 401 to 1234 code for a protein of 277 amino acids. The record is from RefSeq and is a predicted model, not a curated record.
UACGGGUCCAGUAUUCGAGUGUGAAUUUCAAUGUAUUAUCCAAUCAAUAGUUUCACGAUGAAUUUAUCAAGUUAUGGAGUAAUUUUGACGUAAUAACUAGUGUAGGACAAGAAAAUUUAUGUACAUUAAUUACUUUUUUUUUGUUUUAAAAACUGCAAAACCAGUUUUGGAAUAUUAGCAUCAAUGAUGACUUAAUUGACUAUUGACACCCAAAAAAACACAAAUGCACUACUACUCCCGUAAAUAAAGAAUAAAACUUACAAACAUUUGUCAGCUUUAAUUCAGCAACUUCUUUGAAAAAUGUAACACUUUACCUUAUUAUACUCCACAAUUAAACACCAUUUCCAUUUUCAUUUCUAAACUUCUGUAAAAAAUAAAAAAAAUUCAGUAGCUAGGAUCAAUGAAGAAAAGGAGAAGAGGAGAAGAAGGGAGUAAUAAAGAUAAAAAUUUUAAGAAAAUAAAUCCCAAGAAAUUCUUCAAAAUUAUCCUCCCUAAAAUUCUCCAAACCAAAACCCUGAGUAUUCCUGAUGCAUUUGCAAAGAAGUUUGGCUCUCGGCUUCCAACAGAUGCCACACUUACAAUCCGAACUGGUCUUUCGUGGGAGAUUGCACUUGAAAAGGUUGAUAACAAGCUUUGCUUUACUAAAGGAUGGGCAAAUUUUAUGGAACAGAAUGCUAUAAAAUAUGGUUACUUUCUGGAGUUCGAGUAUCAAGGGAAAAAACAUUUCAAUGUUUACAUAUUCGAUUUAUCUUGUAGUGAGAUCGACUAUCCUACAAAAUAUGAUCAAUAUGCCAAGCAUAAGUUUCCUCUUAAUCGAGGUCAUGGUGCCAAUGUUAAGGAAAAGGUUGUAGAGGACGACGAAGAUGAAGCAGAAAAGAAUAUGCACAGGAAUGGCAAAGUAUUGGAGCGUAACAGCAACAGCAAGAGCCCCUCAUUCACCAUUACUGUGCGAAAUUCUCAUAUCUCGGACCAGUGCGGCUAUUUGCAAUUUCCCCUGGGGUUUAGUGACAAACACAUGGAGAGGUCGUACGAAUCUGUCACGUUACUAACAGAGGGUGGAAGGGAGUGGCAUUUAGAAUGCCAUGUUUAUGAGAAACUUCUGCGUUUGAGGGGGCGAGAUUGGAAGAAAUUCAUGCAAGAAAACCAUUGGAAGGAACAUAAAGGAGAGGAGUACACAUUCAUGUUGGUGGACAAGACAAGUAGCAGUGUUACGUUUCAAGUGAUUAAAGAAUAGAUUACUUUGUCUAAUCUUAUGCUAACUUAUACAUUUUGAUCGUAGUUAGAUGUUUGUAAUAAUUUAUGAAGAAGCUAGCAUUAUUACUAUA